AUGCGAUCUCAAGCUGCACGAGCUGCUUCGCGUAUAUUGCGAGCCCCGCGAGGGAGCCUCUUGCCCACCGCACCGCACCGGGCUCUCUCCGCGCAAUGGAGAACCGCAUCGCUACAUACCGGGACACGGAAGUCUGCAGCUGCAGAGUCAGCGCAGAGAGACUCGUCGAACCCGGCGAUGUCAUUCCCGUGUCUCGAUGCCCAAGAAGCGAAAUCAGCACAGCUGUCCGCCCGGUCGCUACGAUCCGGCCCCGAACCCUCAUACACCACCGGCCAACACGAAUCAUACCACUGCGAACAGCCACUCCUGCUCGACUGGGGCGGCGUGCUCAAUGAAUUCGACGUCGCAUAUGAAUCAUGGGGAGAAUUGAAUGCCGAUAAGAGCAAUGCUAUUCUCCUACAUACCGGCUUGUCGGCCUCCAGCCACGCCCACAGCACAGCAUCCAACCCCAAGCCCGGCUGGUGGGAGAAGUUCAUCGGUCCCGGCCUGCCUCUGGACACCAAUAAAUAUCACAUUAUCUGCACAAAUGUACUGGGCGGAUGUUACGGCAGCACAGGCCCAUCCUCCGUCGACCCCUCCGACGGAAAGCGCUAUGCGACCCGUUUCCCAAUCCUAACUCUAGACGACAUGGUGCGCGCUCAGUUCCGCCUCCUCGACGGACUGGGUAUCAAGAAACUAGCUGCCUCUGUCGGAUCCAGUAUGGGCGGUAUGCAAAGUCUGGCAGCUGGCGUGCUGUUCCCAGAGCGCGUGGGCAAAAUCGUCAGCAUCAGUGGCUGCGCCCGCAGUCACCCCUACAGUAUUGCGAUGCGUCACACCCAGCGCCAGGUCCUGAUGAUGGACCCCAACUGGGCACGUGGGUUCUACUACGAUGCUAUCCCACCACACUCGGGUAUGAAGCUUGCGCGUGAGAUCGCCACCGUCACGUACCGCAGUGGUCCGGAGUGGGAAAUGCGCUUUGGACGUCAGCGCGCAGAUCCCAGUAAGCAGCCUGCUCUUUGCCCUGACUUCCUUAUUGAGACGUAUCUCGACCAUGCGGGUGAGAAGUUCUGUCUCGAGUAUGACCCUAACAGUCUGCUCUAUGUGUCCAAGGCUAUGGACCUGUUUGAUCUUGGUCAUGCGCAUCAGACUGAGACUUUGAAGCGUCGUGCGGAAUCUGAGGACCGCAUUGCUCAUGGCGAGGUUGCUUCUGGCGCUUCUGAGUCUUGCAGUCUGACCCUGCCUGAUCAGCCAUACGAGGAACAGCCCGGUUCUACCUCCAAUGCGACGCCGCUGGACGAGUCUGUUGCAACCGAGGGUACAGAGGGACCUCCUCGUGAUCUUGUUGCUGGUCUUGCACCGCUCAAGAACCACCCUGUGCUUGUCAUGGGCGUUGCCAGUGAUAUCCUCUUCCCCGCGUGGCAGCAGCGUGAGAUCGCUGAGACACUCCGUGCCGGCGGCAACAACAAUGUGAAGCAUGUUGAGCUCGGCGACGAUGUGUCAUUGUUUGGCCAUGACACGUUCCUGCUGGAUCUCAAGAACAUCGGAGGUGCGCUGGGCAAGUUCCUUGACUAG
Molecule: messenger RNA, 1551 nt
Organism: Penicillium olsonii
Lineage: Eukaryota; Fungi; Ascomycota; Eurotiomycetes; Eurotiales; Aspergillaceae
Source: the annotation of a GenBank genome assembly